This is a messenger RNA of Magnusiomyces paraingens, 567 nucleotides long. RefSeq lists its product as uncharacterized. Bases 1 to 567 code for a protein of 188 amino acids. The record is from RefSeq and is a predicted model, not a curated record. The transcript is spliced from 2 exons. NCBI's taxonomy places the organism in Eukaryota, Fungi, Ascomycota, Dipodascomycetes, Dipodascales, Dipodascaceae.
AUGACUUCCAUUCUAUCUAUUCCAGCCCUUAAAAAGGCCUCUUACGAAGACGUUGCAGCUUCUUUAGGCCUGUUAUUUGAACCCACUGAGGCUCUCAACAAACUCAUCUACUCCGCACUUGUGGAACCUCCAGCUGUAGCAACCACAUAUUCAACAUAUCCAGAACUCAUUGAGUCUGUGCGUUUUCUUCUUUUAUCCCAGCCUAUUCCAUCAUCAGCAUCAGCUUUAAAUCCUGCCAUUGCAAACAUUAUUUCUGCUCACCCACGGUUAGGAGCCAAAAAAGUGGAUUCAGCUCAAUCACAAGCUGAACAAGCAAGUUUGCAACGAGACCCUAAGGACCUUGAACGAGUUCGCGUGCUUAAUGAAGAAUAUGAAAAGACUUUCCCUGGAUUGAGGUAUGUGGUUUUUGUCAACGGCCGGCCGCUGCCUGAAAUCAUUGCCAAUAUGGAAGCUCGCAUUGCGCGCAACAAUUUCGCUGCCGAAUGCAAAGAAGCUUUUAACGCCAUGUGUGAUAUUGCGAUUGAUCGAUCCAAGAAGCUCCGUAUUAAAGGUGAUUCAAAUAUAUGA